Petromyzon marinus (sea lamprey) is the source of this 2646-nucleotide messenger RNA. RefSeq names its product tropomyosin alpha-3 chain. NCBI's taxonomy places the organism in Eukaryota, Metazoa, Chordata, Hyperoartia, Petromyzontiformes, Petromyzontidae. The record is from RefSeq and is a predicted model, not a curated record.
GUCUCUCCACCCGUGCCCCUCUUCCUCCAUCUCCUCCCUCUCCUGUCCUCCACCCUCGCCCCGUGAGCUUUUGUUCAGCUGCACUUGACCGAACACGCUCACUCUGCUCGGCAGUCUCGCCACACCCCCCUCCCUCCCCCAGUUGUCCAACAAACCAGAGAGCCAACUCUGAUCUCUCUCUCUCUCAUCUCUCGUCUCGCUAGCUCACUCUUCUCACGCGCGCAAGCAAGACAACCCCAAGCAGCGACCAUGGAGGCCAUCAAGAAGAAGAUGCAGAUGCUGAAGCUGGAUAAGGAGAAUGCCAUCGAGAGGGCCGAGCAGGCUGAGGCAGACAAGAAAGCGGCGGAGGAGAAAGCUCGCCAGAUGGAGGAUGAGUUGCUGGGUCUGCACAAGAAACUCAAAGGUACAGAGGAUGAGCUGGACAAGUACUCAGAGGCGCUCAAGGAUGCCCAGGAAAAGCUGGAAGUGGCCGAGAAGAAGGCUGCAGAUGCUGAAGCUGAUGUGGCCUCCCUCAACAGACGCAUCCAGCUCGUAGAGGAGGAGCUGGACAGGGCUCAGGAGCGUUUGGCCACAGCCCUGCAGAAGCUUGAGGAGGCCACCAAGGCUGCGGAUGAGAGUGAGAGAGGCAUGAAAGUUAUUGAGAACCGGGCCCUCAAGGAUGAAGAAAAGAUGGAGUUGCAGGAGAUCCAGCUGAAAGAGGCCAAGCACAUCGCUGAAGAGGCUGAUCGCAAGUAUGAAGAGGUGGCCCGUAAGUUGGUCAUCAUUGAGGGGGAGCUGGAGAGGACAGAAGAGCGUGCAGAGGUGGGAGAAACCCGAGUUCGGCAGCUGGAAGAAGAGCUGCGAGUCAUGGACCAAAACAUGAAAUCUCUGCUGGUUGCAGAGGAGCAGUAUUCACAAAAAGAAGACAAGUAUGAGGAAGAGAUAAAAAUUCUCACCGACAAGCUGAAGGAGGCUGAGACACGUGCUGAGUUUGCGGAGAGAUCAGUGGCCAAGCUGGAAAAGACCAUCGAUGAUUUGGAAGACGGGCUCUCCAAGGCCAAGGAGGAGAACGUGGGCAUUCACCAAGUGCUGGACCAAACCCUGCUGGAGCUCAACAACAUGUGAAGAGCCCCCACGUAACGUGACCCAAGCGACGUCUCCUCACCCCCCCCACCCCAACCUGCGCAGCCCGACGUCGCAAACGCAAAACAAAAACCGCUGCCCAGCACCCGUUAACAAAGACCACGCAGUUGGUUGUGGACCAAUCCUAAUACGAGCUCCACAUUGGCCAACAAUUGAGACAUUCCACACAUGCACACGUAAAAAAGAGUCCCGCGUCUUAAAGAUGGAACUCUUCCACUUUGCACAGGGAGUGCCUGCGUCUUUGCUGUUGCCUCACUUCUGGCGAUUGUUGGUCUAAGCGAUUCUUUCUGUCUCUACUCUCUCCGAUGUGUGUGUUGGCUUGUACCGCGUGAAUUCAGUUCUUGUAGAAGCUCCCAAGAACGUGGGGUGUGAAAUGUUAGACACCGUUCCGAACACCAUGAGGUACAAUCUGAAAAAAAACACAUGGGGGAGCUAUAACAGUGCACACUUACUCAGUGAAAAAAAACAUUGUUAUACAAAAAGUCAAAGUGUAUUCGCGCUCAAACGAGCAUUGGGAUGACAACUCAUUUUGUUGAUGGCCCAGAGGCAGCAUGGGAAAUUCUGCAUUUCCAUGAUGGGGCAAAUUGCUCCAUAAAAUUACCACUGUUGACUGCCUACAAAGUAGUCAUUAUUUUUCGAUUUAAAGCUUUCGUGACUGCAGGGAUUCAUAUUCUUGGUUCUUUCGGUUAAGUCACGUAGAAGGGAAAUAAUACAAUAAUACAAAUAAAACAAUACAAUUCUCACGACGUUUCGAUUGCAACACAAGCAAUCAUCAUCAGGUGUGAAAACCACAGCUAGUCAUUAUUUUGCCAACCUUAAGGAGGCCCAAAAAAUGGGAUAUGAACUUCCAAUCGAGUGAUCUAACUACAGCACCGCCUCGCUGGUCGUUUAUGCCAUCCAUGGUUAAUGUUGCCCGAUAUGCUUUUGUCUUUAGACUGCAAAAUUAAAUCACCACUAUCACCACUGAGAGAGAAUGUAACUUGUGGACCUCAAGUAAUCAUUUACAAAGCAUUGUGCCAGGGCUGUGAAACGUGAUUUUGUGCACACGUAUGCGUCUUUCGAAGUGUAAACGUGUUCGCAGAGAUUGCGUCAUUUGUUGAAUAGAUAUAAUCGAAAGAACCGAUCGAUUUUAUUUCACAUAACUCCUUGUGCGCACUGACCAAGAUGGCCUUAAUUUUGACCAAAAAUGUACGUACCUUGGUAGACGGUAUUCCUAAUAAAAUGUGGCACCCAUUCGUCCAUCGUCUAAGUCUGCCUCUUAUCGUCUUAGCUCGUCCCCGCUGUAGAAGGCUAAUGUUCGUCAUUGGCUUUCAAGUGCCAGUCCUUGUGCCUCCUCGCAUCGACUUACCGUGACUGUUAUUGUGGUGUGGGCAGGAGGUGAGGUUGAUAUUGUCUUACUGGUUAAAUGAAGCUACCUUAACACAUUUGGCAUUUAUACGUGAUUCUGAAAACAAGGCUGUAUACUCGAUUUGAAAGCUGUGCAAUUUAAAAUAAAGUUCUUAAAUAAGUGAAGAUAUGACCAUU